UAUCUUCCAGCGCAUAGUCAUCUCUGUUACCAAACCCAACCCACACUUCCCAUUUUCAUUGCUACAUUCUUAACCCUCCAAUAAACCCUCUACCAACACAAAAUGCUCCUCCAAACUUCUGUGCACCACCACCACCACCACAACCUCCCUCUCUCCUCAUCCCUCUCCUACUCCACUCUCCUCCCAUGCAAAAUUCCAACUUUGCCCCUCCCCAGUUCCAUAAAUUUACAAAGACUCCCCUCCAUCUCCUGCUCCAUAUCCCAAGUCCACAACUAUGGCACUGUGGACUACGAGAGAAGACCCAUGGUCAAAUGGAACGCGAUAUAUCGGAAAAUAUCGCUCACGGAUGACCCUGAAGUGCGCUCCGCUGACGUGUUGAACCAGUGGGAGAAGGAGGGCAGGAAGCUCACCAAGUGGGAGCUUUGUAGGGUGGUCAAGGAGUUGAGGAAGUACAAGCGCUAUGACAGAGCUCUUGAGGUGUAUGAUUGGAUGAGCAACAGAGGAGAGAGGUUUAGAAUAUCCACAAGUGAUGCUGCAAUUCAACUAGAUUUAGUUGCUAAAGUUCGGGGAGUUGCUAGUGCUGAAAAUUACUUCCUGAGCCUGCCAGAUACUUUAAAAGACAGGAGAAUAUAUGGGGCUCUGCUCAAUGCCUAUGUUCGCACUAGAAUGAAAGAGAAGGCAGAAUCUUUGCUUGAUAAAAUGAGAAGUAAAGGUCAUGCGCUGCAAUCGCUUCCAUUUAAUGUAAUGAUGACUCUCUAUAUGAACCUCAAGGAGUAUGAUAAAGUUGAUUCGAUUAUUUCUGAAAUGAUGGAGAAAAACAUCCAGCUUGAUAUAUACUCCUACAAUAUCUGGUUAUCAUCUCGUGGCUCCCAAGGAUCUGAAGAACGGAUGGAACAGGUAUUUGAACAGAUGAAACUGGACAGAACCGUUAAUCCCAACUGGACGACUUUCAGCACGAUGGCUACAAUGUACAUCAAGAUGGGGCAGCUUGAAAAGGCUGAAGCUUGCCUGAAGAAGGUUGAGAGUAGAAUCACAGGUCGUGAUCGGAUACCUUAUCAUUAUCUUUUAAGUCUCUACGGUAAUGUUGGCAACAAAGAGGAGCUUUGUCGGGUAUGGAACAUAUACAAAUCAAGUUUUCCCAGUAUUCCAAAUUUGGGAUACCAUGCUAUCAUGUCUUCGCUACUCAGAGUAGAUGAUGUUGAAGGGGCAGAGAAGAUUUAUGAGGAAUGGUUGACGGUUAAGUCAACUUACGACCCUCGAAUUGCAAAUCUUUUCAUAGCUUCUUAUAUUAAAGACGGGGACUUUGAGAAAGCCCAAAGUUUCUAUGACCACAUGGUUGAUGUAGGAGGAAAACCUAAUUCGAGUACAUGGGAGACCCUUGCUGAAGGGCAUAUUGAAGAGCAGAGAAUUUCUGAGGCAUUAUCCUGCUGGAAAGAAGCUUUUUCUGCCGAGGGAUCAAAGAGUUGGAGGCCAAAGCCCGUAAAUGUGUCUGCCUUCCUUGAACUCUGUGAGCAAGAAGCCAAUUCGGUAAGCAAAGAGGUUUUCAUGGGACUUUUGAAGCAGUCAGGACAGCUUAAAAAUAAGUCAUAUGCAUCACUUAUAGGCUUAGCUGAUGAAGAUGAUGAUGAUCUAUCAUUAAAGAAAGAUAGAACUAACAUUACAAAGGACGAUGAUGAUGAGAAAGAAGCGGGUGAUGGGUCCGAAUUGCUUUUGAACGAAUUGCAGGGUACUACCCUGUGAGACUUCUUUCUUCAAUGUGUUGGAAGAUCUGCUCUAUGUUGUCCGCACAGGGAAAGAUUUUUAACUGAAAUGGGCUCCUACCUUUUUCGUGGUAUUGAUGAAGUACUAUGGUUGCAUUCUGUCUGUAGUAGCUGGGUGUAUGCAAGUUGACAAGUUGGAAGUGCCUUCGUAUCAGAGUGCGUUUAGACUACUCUGCAGAAGAAUAUCUUGGCAAUUGGUGUGACAAGAGAAAGCCCAUCUCCACUCAUCUUAUGCGUGAGAGGUAUGUGAAAUUCUUCAUGUAAUUUUUGAGCAGCUUAAAGGGCAAGAAGUUUUUGUUUGUGUAGCUAUGCACGAUGCUAACCUGACUAAAAGGAAGAAAAGACAAGUUAUGAGAUUCAUAUGUAUAAACUCCUAUAGUAUAUAGUUUUUCAGUUUCUGUUCAAAUUCGUAUAAAUUAUGGUUAUGUUGUUCUCUCAUUUACCCUAAA
Molecule: messenger RNA, 2209 nt
Organism: Prunus avium (sweet cherry)
Lineage: Eukaryota; Viridiplantae; Streptophyta; Magnoliopsida; Rosales; Rosaceae
Product: Tetratricopeptide repeat (TPR)-like superfamily protein
Cellular component (GO): mitochondrion
Molecular function (GO): protein binding
Source: RefSeq, a predicted model, not a curated record